GGCUGCGGCGGGUCCGGGCCCAUGAGGCGGCGGCGGCGGCGGGACGGAUUUUACCCAGCGCCAGACUUCAGAGACGGGGAAGCUGAGGCCAUGGCAGGAGUUUUUGACAUCGACCUGGAUCAGCCAGAGGACGCAGGCUCUGAGGAUGAGCUGGAGGAAGGGGGUCAAUUAAGUGAAAGCAUGGACCAUGGGGGAGUUGGACCAUAUGAAAUUGGCAUGGAACAUUGUGAAAAAUUUGAAAUCUCAGAAACUAGUGUGAACAAAGGGCCAGAAAAAAUAAGACCAGAAUGUUUUGAGCUACUUCGAGUACUUGGUAAAGGGGGCUAUGGAAAGGUUUUCCAAGUACGAAAAGUAACAGGAGCAAAUACUGGGAAAAUAUUUGCCAUGAAGGUGCUUAAAAAGGCUAUGAUAGUAAGAAAUGCAAAAGAUACAGCUCAUACAAAAGCAGAACGAAAUAUCCUCGAGGAAGUAAAGCAUCCCUUCAUUGUGGACUUAAUUUAUGCCUUUCAGACUGGUGGAAAACUCUACCUCAUCCUGGAGUAUCUCAGUGGAGGAGAAUUAUUUAUGCAGUUAGAAAGAGAGGGAAUAUUUAUGGAAGAUACAGCUUGCUUUUACUUGGCAGAAAUCUCCAUGGCUUUGGGGCAUUUACAUCAAAAAGGGAUCAUCUACAGAGACCUGAAGCCGGAAAAUAUCAUGCUUAAUCACCAAGGUCAUGUGAAAUUGACGGACUUUGGACUAUGCAAAGAAUCCAUUCAUGAUGGAACAGUCACACACACGUUCUGUGGAACAAUAGAAUACAUGGCUCCUGAAAUCUUGAUGAGAAGUGGCCAUAAUCGUGCUGUGGACUGGUGGAGUUUGGGGGCAUUAAUGUAUGACAUGCUGACUGGAGCACCCCCAUUUACUGGGGAGAACAGAAAGAAGACAAUUGACAAAAUCCUCAAAUGUAAACUUAAUUUGCCUCCCUACCUCACACAAGAAGCCAGAGAUCUGCUUAAAAAGCUGCUAAAAAGAAAUGCUGCUUCGCGUCUUGGAGCUGGUCCUGGGGAUGCUGGAGAAGUUCAGGCUCAUCCUUUCUUCAGACAUAUUAACUGGGAAGAACUUCUGGCUCGGAAAGUGGAGCCCCCCUUUAAACCUCUUUUGCAAUCUGAAGAGGAUGUGAGCCAGUUUGAUUCAAAGUUUACACGUCAGACACCUGUUGACAGCCCAGAUGACUCAACUCUCAGUGAAAGUGCCAACCAGGUCUUUCUGGGUUUUACAUAUGUGGCUCCAUCUGUACUUGAAAGCGUGAAAGAAAAAUUUUCAUUUGAACCAAAAAUCCGAUCACCUCGAAGAUUCAUCGGCAGCCCUCGGACACCUGUCAGCCCAGUCAAAUUUUCUCCUGGGGAUUUCUGGGGAAGAGGUGCUUCAGCCAGUGCAGCAACUACUCAGACACCUGUGGAUUAUCCCAUGGAAACGAGUGGAAUAGAACAGAUGGAUGUGACGGUGAGUGGAGAGGCAUCAGCACCACUUCCAAUCCGACAGCCUAACUCUGGGCCAUACAAAAAACAAGCUUUUCCUAUGAUUUCCAAACGGCCAGAACACUUACGUAUGAAUCUAUGACAGCAACAUUUUCAACAAAUUUCAGGCAAAAAACAAUGGGACGUGAACAUCCUACAAGCUGAAAUAUAUGAGGGCUCAAAGGGUGACAGCUUCAGAGGGCCAGUGUCAUAUUGCACAGGACAGUUUGGAAAGAGGAAAAACAAACAUGGGUGUUUCUUUUUUUUUUCUUUUUUUUUUUUUAAAUCAAUCAAUGGUGCAAAAAGACUUAAGAAAAAUAGUAUUGCCGAACUUUAGGCACAUCAGUUAACUGAUUCCCAGUGACAUCUUCUCACCUUAUCAAGGAUUUUCAUGUUGAUGGCUUCAAACUGACAGUAUUAAGGAUAGGAUGUUGCCUCAGAAUCACUGUUGUCAUGAUUGUGUCAAGAAAGGUUUAACUGUCAUUGGGCAAAGUAUGAAAUGCCUAUACUUGCAAAUGAAGACAAAUUAGCAUGCAAGCUUGGUCAAACUUUUUCCGGCAGCGUGGAAUCAAAGAUAAGAGAUACAAUUUAACAAUUGAUGUUUUACGUGCAAAAACUUAAUGAAUCUUUUUUUUAUAUAAAUAUAUAUUUUUCAAAUAGAUUUUUGAUUCAGCUCAUUAUGGAAAAGCAUCCCAAAAUUUAAAAUGCAAAAUGAUUGGUUGGUGUGAAGAAAGCCAGACUACUUCUGUUUCUUCUUUUGGUGAAAUAAUAAAAUGGUAAAUGAAUCAUUGUUAACUACAGCUUUGGCUCGUUGGAGGGAUUGGGGGUGAGCUUAAGGUUUUCUUAGGGCACUACUCGUAAUCCUAGGAGAAACGAAUCCAUGCAGUCAUUUCCACUGGCGGUGUUGCUGUGUUCUAAGCUUAACUGGAAGCCAUGGGAUAGACAUAAACUCAAUGUCCUGUAUCUCAUCCUUAUCCUGGGCCUGCAUUUCACUGGAAAAAAAAAUCACCACCUAGUCUUAUACCAAUAUUUGGUUCAAAAUGCUAUAUGUAGUCAGUCUGUGGUGCCCUAACGAGAGUCUGGAUAAAAAUAUGGGCAGGCAGAGUCAGGGAAGAUGAGACUGGGGAUACUUCGGGGAACGAGUUUGCUCUCCAGGUUUUAGGUAAUCUCAUUACAGCUAACUGGUAAGAUCUUAAAAUUUUUAUUUCUUUUACUGUGUACGGUGUUUACCCUCCAUUUCCAUUUUUCCUCAACAGUUUAAAAAGGGUGGAAAAAAGUAUGCUUUUUUCCUGUGUUGGGGCUUAAGCAUUUUCUGAUUGUAAAAGUAUUAGAUGGCCUUUUGAUGAAUGUCUUCCACAGUAAAAAGACCUUAGUGGCUUAAUUUAGGAAACAUGUUACAAAGAUGCUGGUUUUUUAAAUUGUCAUAAAUUCUGUACUUAUAGGUACAAAGGAUAAAAAUAAAGGUAACUUUACCUUACUUAAAUAUGUCCUGCCUUAAAGAAAGCAUUUCCAUGAUUUUAGUUGGUUUCAUGAAAGGGUUAAUAUCAGCAAAGCUUUAUAAGAGUGUGUGCUCAGGUGCAUACUGGUGGAACGGAUGAUCCAUGCAACUGCAGUUUUGUCUUGUCAGUCUUGUCAUGUCUCGUCGUUAGUCCGUGACUGUGCAAAGUCAACUUACGAUAUUUCACAACCAUAAGAAUUUUUUUAAAAAAAUAGACACUGCUCAUGCCAAACCUUUUUGAGCCAUAGGAUCCAAGCCAUAAGAUUCUUUAUGCAUAUUGAAUCCAGUCGGUAAAAGGCAAGAUUUGCUUUUUCAGUAACUCAAAGUGAAAUCCUGCCACUGUAUCCAAAAGUGGAUUUAGAAGUAAUUUUUUUCCAAUUGUGGCAGUAACUGAAAUGAUUGCUAGUUCCACUUUGAAGAUGCUUUUUGGAUCUGGAAAAAAAAUGUUUUUUCUUUAAAUUUUUUGUAUUGCAGCAGGUAUUUUUAAGAACUUCCAGUACUGCUCUUGAAGGACAGUAUUAGUUCAGGACAGAAAUUCAACUUCAGUGACACCACCUUUGUUCUUUGGUUAAUUUGUGGCAUUUGGCAAAAAUGUAGAACUCAGUGCUGGUCAUGUGUAUUGGCAGAUGGGUUUUAUUUUGAACUUUUGACAUUCUGUAGCUUGUACGCAAGCAUAUGAACAUACUGUCAUGUACUUGACCAAAUUCCAGUAAUGUUUUUCCACCAAAAGUCUCCUUCAGUCCUACUUACUACAAAUAUUUGCACUGUGAUUGGCUAGCUAUCAUACAUCCUAUUCAUAAUUUAUCUUUUUUAAAUUAGUGCUGGUGACACUAAUGGCAACCUAUUUUUCCUGGUCACACAAGUAGUGUUAACUAUAUACCCACAUAUACUUGUGUGUGUGUAUGUGUGUGUGUGUUUGCGCGCGCGUGCGUGUGAAGUGUGAUGUGUGUUUAUCUCCAGCUUAAUAGCCAUUAAAAGUGAACUUGACUUCUUCCAUGCUGUCACAUGCUAAGAAAUCAUACUUCAUGAUGGAUAUCCCUGACAUGACUGUGAAAACAUGGUGUCACAGACAGCAAACACACCUAUGCAAUAUGGCUUAUCCUAUUCAAUUCAACAAACAUUCAUUUAAAAAGCAUUUGUGGAAUUGAAUACUAUAUUUAUUUGUAAAAAUCCAAAUGUAGUUUAAAAGUCUAGUGUCACUACUAGUCUUAAAUUUUCUAGGAGGAGCUUCAAUCUAGUUUAUGAUUAUUUCAGGUAAGUGCUAAUAUGUAGAAGAGCUUAUCAGUGCUUUCUUUUGGUCACUUAAACUUUUAUUUUAAAAAGGCAACUAUAGAAUUUGUUUUCAUAUAAGUUUUUUUUAAUCACAGUGUAAUCAUUGAGCUUCAUGUGCUGAUUUGAUUUUAUAGGAUUUAGAGCUUUACUAAUCUCAGCAGUUUACAAACCCUACUUUAACUAAAGUAUUAAAUCUUUAACUUGUACCAGAAUUUUUUAGAAAAAAAUUACUAAGAUUUUUAGAAAGUAUCCAUUCCCUUCCCUUUCUAACUCCUUGUAGUUAAGCUAAUUUAAUCCUUAUAAGUUGUUGGUGUCUUUCCCCCUUAUCCCCAAUUCUAUUUUUUUGAUGUAGACAUAACUGGGGUAAGGUGCAUGUUUGGUAUGCCACAAUGUCAACUUUUAUUAAAUUCUAGGUCAUAUACGGUUAUAUCAUGAAAGGAAUUCAUGUACAGAGAGAUGGUGAAGCUACAAACUUCAAAUUUAACACAGGACACGGUAUUUAGGGGAAUUUGUAGUUAUGUGGUCACUAGUUAAGAUUUAUUUGUAUAGCCCUAAGGGUUAUUUAUAUAAGAAACACUGAGUUUAUGAAGGAUUGGCUCUUUGAUGCCAUAUUUAAAAUAGUGAAUUUUUUACUUAAACUUAAGGAGUGGGGGGGAUGUGGGAAAAAGGGUGAUGGUGAAGAAUAACCAUUGAAGUCCAAACCUCCUUUUCCAUUAGUAGUAGUCACUAGCAGUCUGGAAAAUGACAAAAAUAUACUAAAGUAUUUGGAUCCAUAUAUCUGUUGGGAAAGAAUAUGUAGAACUGUUCAUUUGUCUUAAUUCGUAACAUAACAGCACAAGAUUUGUCUUAAAGCGAUACAGUUGUUAUAUCUAAGGGGGAUGGUUUACCUAUGUUGUGUUUGCUCUUUACAAUGGUUCUUUUUUCUGCUAUCCCAAGUUGGCUUUGCAUCCAUCUAUCAGAAUAAAUUAUUCAGCUGCCUUACUAGGAGUGGUGUGAGGGUAACACCUUUUCUGCUUUUCAUCUUGUAUUUAGUUUACUGUAAUAAAAUAUACUUUAUUUCAGAAUGAAUGGAUGUAAAUAGCAAUUAAAUGCAAAUUUGAAUGAA
Molecule: messenger RNA, 5371 nt
Organism: Vombatus ursinus (common wombat)
Lineage: Eukaryota; Metazoa; Chordata; Mammalia; Diprotodontia; Vombatidae
Gene: RPS6KB1
Product: ribosomal protein S6 kinase B1
Exons: 15
Coding region: 22-1599 (525 amino acids)
Biological process (GO): cellular response to insulin stimulus; protein phosphorylation; signal transduction
Molecular function (GO): ATP binding; protein serine/threonine kinase activity
Source: RefSeq, a predicted model, not a curated record